Molecule: messenger RNA, 1851 nt
Organism: Cyprinodon tularosa
Lineage: Eukaryota; Metazoa; Chordata; Actinopteri; Cyprinodontiformes; Cyprinodontidae
Gene: dbf4
Product: DBF4 zinc finger
Exons: 13
Coding region: 1-1842 (613 amino acids)
Biological process (GO): regulation of cell cycle phase transition; positive regulation of nuclear cell cycle DNA replication
Cellular component (GO): nucleus; Dbf4-dependent protein kinase complex
Molecular function (GO): nucleic acid binding; zinc ion binding; protein serine/threonine kinase activator activity
Source: RefSeq, a predicted model, not a curated record
AUGAGUUUACAAAAAAAAAAAAUGAAACCGAAACAGGGUCAGAAUCAUCAUCAGAGUCCUGGACCCAACUGGCAAGGAAAGGCUGUGGAUGAGAAGACCUCAGUGAGCAAGGCAAAGCAAACUUCUAAAGUAUCAUCUUCAGCACAUGUCAAACCUUUUGCUGGGAAAGUGUUUUACCUCGAUCUACAAUCCUCCAAAACAGCAGAGACACUGGAGAGAGACAUCAAGCAUCUGGGUGGGACUGUGGAGAAGUUCUUCAGUAAGGAAAUCAAGUAUCUGGUAUCCAACAAGCGGGAGGCAAAGCAUGUGCACUGCCUCAGACAGGACUCCCCUGUCCCCAGUCCCGACUCUGGACUGAGUUCCCCACACCCCCAUUCCAACCGACAGCCUUCUUCAAACAAUGUGGACAAUGUUAAAAGCAGACCUCAGGGUUCAGUGGAUACAGUGAUCAAGAGUCGAGGGAAAUCUCUGGUGGAAAGAGUCGUGACAGGGCAGGGAAGGGUACAAAUGGACAGAAUCCUGUCAAAUGCGCUGGAGUGGGGUGUCAAAAUCCUCUACUUGGAUGAUGUAUUGGUUUAUAUUCAGAAGAAAAAGAAAAUUUUCAGGAGCCAUGUCUCAAAAACUGCUGCUGAUAAAUUACAAGUGAAAGUUGAAGCUUCAGCAAAGGUUUUUCAGAAAUCAAAAGCGGGGCGGAUCGCUAAACCUUUUAUUAAGGUUGAGGAUUCAAGCAGACAUUAUCGACCGAUCUACACCACAAUGCCACACCUUCCUGAGUUUUACCUGACGACAGCAGCUCCCUACAGUCCGUUCUGUGUAGAGGGGAAACAUCCCUCUGGAAUCAAACAGCAUGGACACAGGAGAGUGAAAGCUGCAGCUGCUGAGGAAAAAGGCCGAAAAAAGAACAGAGAGAAGAAGCGAGGCGGUUACUGCGAGUGCUGCUUAGUCAAAUAUGACCAGCUCAACAUGCAUCUGCAGAGUGAACGUCACAAGGCUUUCUCCAGGAGUGAUGAGUACAUGGUGGUGGACCAACUGGUUUCUGCUUUGCACUUCAGUUUCCUUCCCAUCAAGGCUAAAGCCUCAAGGCCAAAGUGCAGUGUAUCCUCUGUUCUUUUGGUACCUGAACCAUGUGGGGAAGCUGGCCCAAUUCUUCAAGGAGAUGACAGUCCCUCACAAACCAUUAAGGCAGAGGAGGAUUUGAUUGGAGAUGCAUCUGCAGAAUCAUAUUUGGGAAACAUGUGUGUACAAGGAAAGAAAAGGAACUGCUACACUUACUCGGACAGCUCCAAGCACAGGUUUCUGGUUUGCAGACGGACAACUAGACGGAAGCUUUCAACUCCAAAACCUGAGCGGAUCACGAGUCCUCAACUGAAUUCAGAAAACACUCAAUUAGAUGGGGAAUUUGUUGCCUCCUCUCCUUCCAAGGAAGACUGUGUUAGUUUUGUCGGCAAAAUUCCUCACAAAGACACAAACAGCUCAGUUUCUUACUUGCUAGGUACAAACUUUCGAAGUGAGGCAUCAGCGAGCAACUUCAGUGCAGUGACACAUGGACCUGAGGAUACAAACAAGGAUGCUGUUCUGUCUGAGUCUGUCCAGGAACUGAAAACAUUCUCACAGACUGAAAACAUUUUCUCUGAAAAGGAAGAAGAAAUCCCUUAUGUGCCAAUAGUGUCUACACUGCAAAAAAUUGAGAGAAAGAUCAAAGUUUAUAAGCACAAAAGACGGAAAGUGGACACAAACCUUGAGUCUGUAGAGCAAGGACCUGAGAACUCGCUACUGAAACUUUGGGAAAUUUUCCAGUCUAGCGACGACAUGGAUGAGGAGUUUCUUGGCUUCAUUGACUAGAUGAAUCCA